AUAUUCUUCCAAUGCAACAAUACCGCAUAAGUGAAAAUAAAAAAACAGCAUCGAUGUACUAGAGUAAAAGGCAAACUGCGUGUGUCUCAUCGUAAUAUGACGUAAGUUUCAAUGUCAAGAGCACGUAAAUGGGUGAAGGUGAACAAGCAAGUGACUUUUCUCUUUCGCCAAGAGAUCAGACGACGCGAUCCAGUGCUUCCACAGCAGUACUGCUCUCGAGGUGCCUCGAAGAUCAAAAUAAAUUAACACAUACCGAGCGAUAAAGUCAAUGGAUAAAUCGCAAAUUAAUUAUUCUUUGUUAUAUAAAAAGAAUUUCGAAACAUUUAUUUGAACGUUAUACUCUUCCGUUAAAAAAAAUUUAUCGAAGAGUGAAGUUGAAGACUGAACUAACUUGAAGUAACGUGAAAUAAUAUAUAAUAAUAAUAAUAAAGUGCGAAGGAACAUGCCGCAUUUCUCAUAUCCUGAAGUCCUGGCGGAAGCGGCAGGUGUGAAGAUCGUGACAUCUCUUCCCACAGAAGAUGCGAAUUCAUUUCCGCCGGGGAAAAUGGUCCUUGAAAUGCGGAGAGUCUACGCGGAAUCAUAUAUGCACGGUAAAUCUUGCGGAUUUCACUUGACCAAGUCGAAGUGGGAUCCGUAUCCGUGGGUCGGCCACGUCGAGAAUAAUAGUCCUGCCGACUUAGCAGGAUUGAAAGCGGGCGAUUGUUUACUGGGCGUUGACGACACUGAUUUGUUAGGGCUGAAGAUCAAGGACGUCGCUACUUUAAUUCGUAACGAGGAAGGCGUGCGAGAUUCAAAUUUUCUCAUUUGGAGAUGUACGCAUCAAGAAGAGGAGCGGAACGAUAUUGGGCUGGCUCUGAAGGGUCCACUGCCGAAUGUAGCCAGAAAUCUUGCAAAUGCAUUAUCAGGAACGAUCCGCGCCUUGGAAUGUCCGAUUUGCUUGGAAAGCGCUGCGCCUCCGGUCUCGCAAUGUGUCCACGGCCACAUCCUGUGCGUCGUUUGCAGGCCGAAAACUACGCGUUGUCCGGUCUGCAGAGUCCGGCUUGGCCAGGGCCGAUGCCUUCUCGCGGAUAAAUUACAUAGAACACUUCGCGAUGCCUUUAACGUGGAUGAUGACAAGACACCCGUCACAACCGAACGUUGUAACUUACGUGAUCAAUUGUUCGGUAAAAGUAGCAAGAGGCAAGAGGCUGCGGCCGUAAACCGAUCAAAGAAUAACUGUGCCACGUUGAAACCGAGACAAUUCUUAUUAGCCAGACUGUUGCUCGGAGGCAGGGAGAAAGCUGCCUCCGUGGAUAAUCUAAUUCGAGUAUCCGAGUCGAAAGAAGCUGCGACGAUUCCUGAUGGAAUGACAGACGUUAACAGUCUACGCGUGCGACUAUCCUUGAACGAUCGCACCAAGUCAGCUAGUACCGGCGAACUGUCGAGGAGUAACGAAGCUCAUGAUUCUUCUUCGCAAAUUGUUGAAUCAUCCGCAAGGAAUGCCAGUCAACACUCGCUAAGUUUGCCCCAGACGCCGAUCUGGGGCGGCUCCACGGAUUCUGUGUCUUGCACACAAUUGGCAUGUCCGCUUUUACAAUCUUGCAGAGAAGUAGUGACGUCUGACUCACUGCUGGAACAUAUCAGGGCUCACGCGGUGCCGCAAGUUCAUUUCUAUUCUGGAAACGCAAGGCUGCCGCUUCCGCUUCCUUUCGGACGCGACGCCUUUUAUAUAUUUCACCAUGGAAGCAACAUGUUUUUCUUCCAGCACGAAGAGGAGACGGCAUGGAUGACGUAUCCCGCUAAAAAGACGUGUUCAAGCAGCAUAUGGGAGUGGACGUUGCACGCUUGGGGUGACAACGGUACAGAAAUACAAUUGCGACGACAUGUAGCGAGUCUCGAGGAUUCCGCAGCAUUGUCUUCGCAGCAUAUUGCCCCAUUGCCAAACGCAUUACUGUUGAAGAUCAUUGAAAUACAAAUAUCAGAAUACGGAGUACACGAUAGAUUGUACAUGUAAAGAAAAUAUGUAUAUCUAUGAUUUCUAACAAAUUCAUUAAUUUGUAACUAACGCGAAAACGUAAUUAUUAAAGCAAUAAUUACUAGAAUUUAUUAAAAAUCCAUUGUGAAAAAACUUACUGUGAACAAAAACGUGUAUAAGUGAACUUUACCGUUUUUUUUUAACAUAAAUAACACCAUAGAAAUACCUUAUACUUUAUAGAGCUGGAUCCGAGUACCUAAUAAUUUUUACAUAUACGUUUGUCAUUGAAAACGUUUAUCAUUGAUAUGACGAAUGAUAAUGUAUCGUAUUAAUACGAUAAUCACUGGAGGAGAAUGAGCAUUUAUUAUUUAAGAGGUACAGUUAUUUAUUUAAAAUCUUAAUUCAUAAACAUAUAACGAGUAACAUCAUGUAGCGUAUAACGUAUAACGAGAAAAUCUAGUUUUUGAAAAACUAAUGAACUUAUUGGUUAAGAUAUAAAAUAAUUAUCUUAUACGUAUUGCAAAAAUGCUGCUUACAGAGGAACAUACAAAACACAAAAGUCGAUGUCUGUCAAGAGCGCGUUUCUUAACACGAAAAGUAUUGUAGAGCCAAAGUACGUACUUCUUAUUUUGCUCUAUAUUGCAACAUUCAAUAUUGUAAUCAUCAAAAUUGGAAGAGAGAGAAAGGAUGCUUAUGCAUGGUUUCCUCGUUUGUUCCUUAAGACUUUCGUUAAAAUACUGUAAUUAAUGUAUUUUCGAACAUGCAGUAUAU
Molecule: messenger RNA, 2725 nt
Organism: Vollenhovia emeryi
Lineage: Eukaryota; Metazoa; Arthropoda; Insecta; Hymenoptera; Formicidae
Exons: 5
Coding region: 443-1993 (516 amino acids)
Biological process (GO): multicellular organism development; proteasome-mediated ubiquitin-dependent protein catabolic process
Cellular component (GO): cytoplasm
Molecular function (GO): ubiquitin protein ligase activity; ubiquitin conjugating enzyme binding
Source: RefSeq, a predicted model, not a curated record